AUGCUCACCUCUCCCGACACCACCUACGCCAUUAGCGGUGCUAUGUACUGGUCCGUGAUCGAAAUCAACGUAGGCAUCUUCGCGUCGUCAAUUCCCUCCUUCAAAGCCAUCGCUUCGCGCUUCCUUCCGCGUCUCAUUGGCGAAUACUCCUCGGGCAAAGGAUACUACUGGUCGAGGAAUAGCAAGAAGUACGGGUCGGACUUCUCGAAAGUGCGCGAUCAGAGGAUUGCGCUCGACAGCCUUCCAGGCAAGCAUCCGGACAGAGAACAUACGGUCGGCACGCAAAUUCGUGGGCCUUUUGGGAGCAGGUCCAGUCAAGAUCGCAUUAUCAUUCCCGAGGGCCAGAUCUAUACGCAGACAGACAUUGAAACGAGCGUGGAAGAAUGCCCGACAAUCGGCUCACCUUCUUCGGCACAUGGGGGACGUUUCUAUCCGUAG
This is a messenger RNA of Aspergillus melleus, 438 nucleotides long. RefSeq lists its product as uncharacterized. The coding region runs from base 1 to 438 and encodes 145 amino acids. The transcript has a single exon. The record is from RefSeq and is a predicted model, not a curated record. NCBI's taxonomy places the organism in Eukaryota, Fungi, Ascomycota, Eurotiomycetes, Eurotiales, Aspergillaceae.